AUGUCUCAACGUGAGAAGGUUCAGAGGUCGUUAUUCACAUAUUAUAAAGUCAAUGGAAAUAAGAACGUUGCUUAUACAAAUAAUUUGGUGAAGGAUUUCAUCCGAGAAACGAGCUCAGUGAUUGAGUUGCUCAGUGAUGAAGAGACAGGUAAUGAGGCUGUAGACUCUGCUGGCUGCAGUAAUUAUAAUGUCAAAGAUGAAGAAAUGCCAGCCAAGAUAGAAAAGAACAAGAGUGAAGGAGAAACUGUAAUGACUAGUUCAACCAUGACCAGCAUAUCCUUGAAGCAAGAAAAUGCAUUGUUCGUUGCCUCGGAUGAAGAGCAAGAAGUAGCCGUUGAUGAAGAUGAAGGUUUUGAUACAAUAAAACAAGAAGACAAGAUUGAGCCUGACUUCAGCCAAGGUCUCGAUUCUUUAGGCUGUCCAGAACAAUUGCUUGAAGAUGUGAAAUGCCCAGUCUGUGAGAUUCAACUUGACAAAUUGUCCAUUCUAGAAAGAACUACCCACGUUGAUGGAUGCUUAUUUCUCACUUCUACUAAACUUGUUUACAAAUCAUUAAAGGCUGCCUCAAAACAGAAAGUUAAGAAACCCAAAUCAGCUCCCAAAAUAACAUCCGAGGAACGAAUUGAAAAGUCAAAAGAUGCCAUAAGGAACAGAGCAAAGCAGAUACCGGAUGUCAAGAUUCUAAACUUUACCUCUUGCAAGUUUGCAGUUGAUGCUUUCUGCUAUGGUCAACAUCCCGAGAUAACACAUUAUUUUCUGUCUCACUUCCACGCCGAUCAUUACAUGGGCAUCACCAAAAACUGGCACAAUGGAAUCAUAUACUGUUCAAGGAUAACCGCUGAACUGCUAGUCCUCAAGUACAAUGUAUCAGAAGAAAUCUUGAGAAUUCUCCCAUUCAAUGAGACAAUGGAGAUUGAAGAUACACAAGUGAAAGUAACUAUGAUGGAUGCUAACCAUUGUCCUGGUAGUAGCAUUUUUCUCUUCAGAGACUCGAAAGAGCAUUGCAUUCUUCAUUGUGGAGAUUUUCGAAUCAACAAAGAAAUGAUACAAAAGUUAGCUUCCUAUAAAAUCAAUGAGAUUUACUUAGAUACCACCUACUUGGAUCCUACUUACAAUUUUCCCAAGCAGGAGAAUGUCAUUGACGUGGUAGGCACCUUUUGUGAGAAUAUAUUCAGAGGUGUUUAUCAACAUCCUCUACAGCAACGAAUUACUGACUUCUUUACAUUUCGGAAACGCUCUAAAACAUUGAAGCCCUUAAUAUGCGUUGGCACUUAUACAAUUGGUAAGGAGAGGAUCGCUAUUGACAUAGCAAAGAGGCUCAAAACGAAAUUGUACGCGCAGUCAUCCAAAAGGGAGAUUCUUAAUACUUUCCACUGGGAAGAAUUAGAUACACUUCUCACUAGCACCCCCACAGAGGCCAAUGUGCAUCUUAUUCCUAUGCAAUAUAUGAACCUUGAACAGUUAGAAAAAUAUUUCCACUCAUACAGAAAUGAUUUCUCCCAAAUCAUAGCAAUCAGACCGACAGGAUGGACGUUCGUAUCAGCCAAGAAUAAUUCCACUAAAUGGAUGAAAGAACUAUCGAAGUCUCAGAUACUGGCUCGAAUUGUCAAAACGAAAAAUGAUGCCUCCAGAUUUGACUUGGAAUCCAUUGAAAAGCAGUUCAAUAGUGAUAAAGUCACACAAAUAUACCAAGUACCCUACAGUGAGCAUUCAAGUUUUAGAGAGCUCAGUUUUUUCAGCAUUUUGUUGGAUCACACCAGAAUAAUCCCGACAGUGAAUAUGAACAACAUGCAAAGCAUUAAAAACAUGGACAGCUGGAUUUUUGAAUGGCAACAAGCAAGGGCUGUUCAACUAGUAACAAUAGACGAUUUUUAG
Komagataella phaffii GS115 is the source of this 1875-nucleotide messenger RNA. RefSeq lists its product as uncharacterized. NCBI's taxonomy places the organism in Eukaryota, Fungi, Ascomycota, Pichiomycetes, Pichiales, Pichiaceae. Gene Ontology annotation, molecular function: 5'-3' DNA exonuclease activity; damaged DNA binding. The transcript has a single exon. Bases 1 to 1875 code for a protein of 624 amino acids. Gene Ontology annotation, biological process: interstrand cross-link repair; protection from non-homologous end joining at telomere; double-strand break repair via nonhomologous end joining. The record is from RefSeq and is a predicted model, not a curated record.